Molecule: messenger RNA, 1347 nt
Organism: Geosmithia morbida
Lineage: Eukaryota; Fungi; Ascomycota; Sordariomycetes; Hypocreales; Bionectriaceae
Product: Protein of unknown function (DUF3716)
Exons: 4
Coding region: 1-1347 (448 amino acids)
Source: RefSeq, a predicted model, not a curated record
AUGGGAGGGCACGGUGAGCUGUUGAUGAUGGUGGACGAGCGUGGCAAUAUGAGGAGCAUCGGCGGCAGCUAUGACAGCAUUCCCGAGACCAACACCGCCACCUCCAAGAGCAACAGCGACAGCAACAGCGACGGUCCCUAUCGACUCAGCAGCAUCCCAGGACUGUACAGACCCUCCCAGAGGCUAACCGUAGCGCCGGGCUUCUCAUCCCCGGCUCCCUAUGCCCCCAUGGCCAGCAGCGGCGGCGACUUGAUGUCCAGCCUGAACUCCCCAUUCGAUCCACCUCAGAGGCUGGAGCAGCAAGUGUCGGACAGCAGCAGCUCCGACUCGAGCAACGGCAUCAUCCCCGCCGCCGCCGCCUCCUCUGCUCCCCUCACACCCUCCUCACUCGUCCUGGGCGGCGGAGAGAUGCUCAUCCCGCUUGCCUAUGGCCCCCGGAAUCAGAGCCAGGAUGUCGCGGAUCGACCGGAGAAUGUUCAGAACCAGAACCAGAGCCAGAAACGGCUUCACAGCAGCCGGAGCCGAACCCGUAAUCGCAAGCCGCAGCAGCAGCAGCAGCAGCAGCAGAGGCAGAGCGAUGCCGAGCACGAUCACAACGACCGCAGCCACCAAAGUCGCCGCCAACGGUCCGCCUCGGCACCGCCGCCAAGGACGGCCGGUGACGUAGCCAGGGAGCUGUACGGGGACGACGUCAACAUGUCGUCUCCGGCGUGCAGACUCAUGGCGGAGAUGAAGGCGGUCCGCAUCCCCAAGCAGCGCCGAACGUGGCAGGGGGUCAACACUAGGCGCCGGAGCAACGUCGAGGCCCUGCUGUGCCAGAUAACCGGGGAGGAGUCGGAGAGGCCGUGCAAGAGCUGCGCAAAGGGUCACGGUCCGUGGACGAGAUGCAUCCUCGUGCCUGGUUUCAUGUGUGGUAGCUGCGCCAACUGCUGGUUCAAUGCUAGUGGGGUUAGGUGUACAUAUCAUGCGGGAGGUCAACCGCAACCGGUCCCGAGACCGUCGGAAAUCCUAUCCCGUCUCCAGUGGGUCCUCCAGGCCGACCCGGCCAUGAGCGCGAUCGGUCAGACGCUGGGCUGCUGCUCCUCCCUCGACAUGCGCGGUCGGUACCUCGUCAGGAUGCACGCCGCCGCCGAGGAGCUCGGCCUCUGCAUCGCCGAGUAUGAGGAGUACAUCGGUACUCCGCAGGGUGCUCUCGAGGAGGAGAGAGCCAGGAUGGAGCAGCAGCAACGGCAGCAUUCUGCUGCCGUUAAUACUGACCAGGAGACGCAGCCGUACCAGGAUACCCUGAUGCCCGUUUCCGAAACCGGUUCCGACAACGAGGAUGAUGCAGAUGGGAGUCCCGAGUAG